AUGCUCCUACCGCUUAGUUUGCUAAUAUUUCUUGAACUGCCGUUGAUUGCUGCCAGCAGUCAUGGUCAUCGAUUCAGACGGCAAAUGAAAGAGUCAAACGAUGCUACUGCUGAGGAAGAACGAGAAGUGUUAUCAUCGUUAAUCAGCGAAUUUAUGGUGGAUUCAAAGUCACAACUUGUUGUAGACAUGGAUUUGUUUUGGGACAUUUAUGCAUAUGGUCCUUCAAAAAUGCUUAAUUCAUUAAAUAGCGGCAACGAGUCGUUUUCAUUGCAGCUCUUAGACUACUUAAACCAGUUAAAGGAAUAUGAUGUAUCGGCUCCAUGUUUAACAGAUAUCGCACACUUUUUGUGGUCAUCGAUACAGUAUGUUCGAUGGUUGAAUGAUUUAUCAUGUCAAAAUUGUUCCUGCAGUUUACGUUCACCAGCUGAACAUCAAUGGAUCUUUAAUGUGAUUGACGCUUUCGGGAAACCACCGCCUGGUGUACUGGGUGGAAAUAAUCUGUGGAUUGGUUCGUGGAGCGAAUGCAGAAAAAUCAGCGUAAUUAAAAAUCGUCAAGGGCAAAAAUGGUCUGGACAGUACUGUAUGGCAAAGUUUUAUCCCUACAACCGGGAUAAUCCGCUGAAAAAAAUUGGUUCAGAUAACAAUCCAAAUUUCGCCGAACAGUGUCGAAAUCUUGCUGACGACGGUGUAGGCGAAAGCUCAGAAGAAAUUGACGAUGGCAAAUGCUUUGAACUGUUACCACUGCUAAACUAUGGGAUUUGUACUCCUGAUUCCUGUACAACUUAUGACGUUGAAAAGAUUAUCAGUCUUCUUUAUAGAAUGUCAGAAGCGGCAAUUGGUCGUCAAGUCGUUUGUAAAGUAAAUGUUGUUUGCACUAACAAUCUUCCUGAAUCUCAACUCACAAAUAAUUCAAGUUCUGUUGCUGUUGUACUUCUACUAAUUCUUGUGGCCAUAAUAAUGGUUUUUGGUACACUCUACGAUUAUAUAGUCUAUCAGCGACUUGUCAAAAACGUUGAUCAGAAUGAAUUUUACGAACAACAAAGUUGGUUUGUAAAACUGUUAUUAGCAUUCUCGACGUACACAAAUGGUAAGUUUAUUUUACGAACUGAACGCUUAGAAAAGCAAAUCCACUGUUUGCAUGGAAUGCGUGUGAUGAGUAUGUUUUGGAUUAUACUCGGACAUUCUUAUUACUAUAUGGUUACCAGUAUGACAAUGGAUAACCUUCUGCCGGCGUUAAUCGCUUUUCCACAAAAAAUCUUUAAUUUGGUCAUUGUUCAGGCACCUCUAGCUGUUGAUUCGUUCUUCUUUUUAAGCGGACUGCUAACCUGUUAUCUGUUUAUUCAAAAAUUUAGCGUUGCGUACAAAAAGGGCAAGUCAGUACUUUCUGCUGAUCUAUGGUCACUCUUCUAUAUUCAUCGUUAUGUAAGGUUGACUCCAGUCUACCUUGUUGUGAUGCUAUUAGAUGUUACACUUUUUACAUACUUCGCCGACGGUCCAUUUUGGCGACCUAUUGAAACAGAUUAUUGUCGUUCAAACUGGUGGACAAAUUUGAUCUACAUGAACAAUUUUCUGAAACAAGACGUUGCUACGUGUAUGGGAUGGACCUGGUAUAUGGCUAACGAUAUGCAAUUUCACGUAUUUGCUCCAAUAUUUCUGAUACUUUUGUUUAAGAAGGAGAAAUUGGGAGUUGCUGCUUGUUUGUUAACAAUUUUAAUGUCGACUAUAAUUCAUUUGACAGUUGUUCUUACAUACGGUUAUCCUCCAGCACCACUUCUGACAGCAAAACUUCAAAUUGUUAAAAUUUUGGACUCAUAUUGGAACUAUGUUUAUAUAAAGUCAUACAUUCGUUGCGUUCCUUACAUUACCGGAUUGCUUGUUGGUUAUCUCCUGAACAAAACAACAUUGAAACCAGUGAUUCCACGCUGGAAAAUAAUAUUAGGUUGGAUUGUAUCAACGUUUUUCGGCUUAAUGUCAGUGUUCAGUCCGUAUCAUUACGCAAAAACAGGCGAAAUUUCUACACUUGAAACUGUUGCCUAUGUUGUAUUUGGACGAAGCGGUUAUGCAUUGAGCCUUGCCUGGGUGUCGUUUGCAUGUUCAACUGGAUAUGGGGGUCCAGUUAAUUCAUUCCUUUCAUGGAAAGCAUGGAUACCGUUAAGCAGAAUAACCUUUUGCGCUUAUCUGAUACAUCCAGUGUUAAUUCAGAUGUAUCACUUUAGCAGACCUCACCCGUUCCAUUUUACAGCGACAUAUCAAAUGAUCUACUUAUUUGCUGUUGCUGUUGUUGUGGCCUAUUUUGUCGGUUUCUUUAUCAGUCUUGCAUUUGAAGUACCUGUACAAAUACUAGAAAAUCUUGUUGUUAACAAUAUAAUGCAGAGGCUUCGCCGUUCGAAGCCAAGAGAAAAGAUGUUACAGUCUCUAAAUAGAAGCGAUAAUAGGAAAGCUGCAGAGGUAUCUGUCCAGAAGUCUUCACAACAAUCAUGA
This is a messenger RNA of Enterobius vermicularis (human pinworm), 2481 nucleotides long. NCBI's taxonomy places the organism in Eukaryota, Metazoa, Nematoda, Chromadorea, Rhabditida, Oxyuridae. The record is from the annotation of a GenBank genome assembly.